AUGUAUGAUUUUGAGAUGGAUGAGAACUUCAAGUCCCCUGAAGAUAUGAAUGAAACUGCACAUAUUAAUGAUGCUGGUGAUACGAUUAUGGAGGAGGAUAUGAUCAUGGACGAGCCACCUCUAGCUGGAAUGGAUAUGACACACCAUGGUCUGAUCUUUGUGUUUAUUAAAAUUCGUAAUAAAUAUCCCUCUCUACCACCAGACUCUCUCAUUGAGAGUGGCUCCAGCUUGGAAGACGUUCAGGCUCAAAAGCCUUCGAAGAGCUUCACUCGUUACAGUCAUCGUCAAGGCCCUGCUGAUUCCACUGAAGCGUAUGAGCAGCAACCACGAAAUCGACGCAAUGAAAAGAGGCGUGCUUCUGAGAUGGUACCAGGCGGAGAUGUAGUCUGGAAGCUUUCAGCUAUUGAUGACACUAGCUCAGUGCUGCAGCUAGCCGCCCCUACCCACCAAGACAUUGUCAAUACUCAUCACCAACCGACUAACCAUAUGCACAAUACGGAAACGAAUCAGCCUCCUGAAAUGUUGAGUCAGGCUCGGCAGGUUCCGGAGCUCAAAGCACCAAUCAAUACUUUGUCACAAGGACCAUCCCAGCUAUACGAGAAUAUGAACUUAGGGAAGGUGCAAGAUCAAAGUUUGAAUAGUGAUUUGGACUCAGUUAAUGGAGAAGCCUCCAGUAAAUUUUCCUUUUAUUACCUUACGAUUUCAUACUGUACUCCUCCAGUUCCUGAUCACACGUUUUGUUUCCUAGGUCCUAUAAGCGAAUCAGAAGGUACCAUUUUCGCCCAACCUGUCACGCAUGCCAAUUCAAGUGUUCAUCAUAAUCACCUCCAGACACCAUCAAAUCCUGGUUUGGUCCACUCGGAGGCGCUCAAUCAACACUCUACCCAACAAGCCGAAUCACUCCAAUCCUUUGUUGAUACUAGGCAGCAUAAACCUCAGGAUCCCCCACACUUCACGGGUACUCCAGUACUGUCGUUAAUGUGCAACUUCCAAUAUGUAGGAGACAGGUAUCCAACACCCAAAGAUCAUGACCGGAGUACGAGUCUUCGUACUAUGAUCCUUUCAAAAGCUCCACCUAUUCCAUCUGGCUUCCACCACUCCGACAGCAAGAAUAUUUCAUCACUGUCACCCACUCCAGUUGGUUCAUCAAACCAGCUACCACAGCUCUUUCGUAGUGAGGAUGAAAUACAGCUUACAUCAUCGACCACCCCUAUCUCUCACCUAAAAGUACCAUCACGGCUUUUUGACACGGAAGGAAAUAGGACUAUAUCAAAUCGCCAGUCCAGACAAGUGUUCAGACCAACUAUUUCGGAACGUAGAGAACCAUUUCUUGGAACUUCCAGAUCCUCUUAUCCCGCUGCUCCUGCGCCAAUAGACUUAUCUUGUCCUAGGUCUUCAAGAGAGGCAUCCUAUCACCAGACUACACCAGCAGAACCCCCUUUAAGUUCUCACAAAUCAUCAGAGCGUAGAACACCUAUUGCCGGGCCCUCAAGAGGUCCAUUUCCACCUGCCCCUUUGACAAUGGAUCAUUCUUCCAUGAUGGACAUAUCUCCCUCAUCAGUCCUAGAAUAUCGUCUUUAUUAA
This is a messenger RNA of Melampsora larici-populina 98AG31, 1584 nucleotides long. RefSeq lists its product as uncharacterized. The record is from RefSeq and is a predicted model, not a curated record. The transcript is spliced from 6 exons. The coding region runs from base 1 to 1584 and encodes 527 amino acids. Lineage: Eukaryota; Fungi; Basidiomycota; Pucciniomycetes; Pucciniales; Melampsoraceae.